AUGGAUGCCAUGACCGAAGCUGAGAGCCAGCAGGAUUGGCUUCACUUGCAGCUCCUUGUGGAUUCUCCACACAUACAAGGCUGGCAGCGAAAUCCCACUCUUGGGCGACAGCGGUGGCGAGGGCCUGGGGGUGCACGGCGAUUCGGGAGCUCCCCAUUGCGUGACGGACAAUGCUGCAAUCUGGUGCUUCUUCCUCCUCCUGCGGCUGUAAGUAGCAACUCAGGAGCUCCGGCAGCAAGAAAUUCGUCGAAAUUCCCGCCGUCGCGAGUCGUGGCAUUCGCAUCACUCCUCCAGCAAUGCGGCCGCUCCAGAUCACUGCCCGAGGGCCGGAGAAUCCACGCCGAGAUCGUCGACACCGGCCUGGGCAAGGAUCUCUUCCUGGGCAACCAUCUCAUCCAAAUGUAUGGCAAAUGCGGCGCCAUGGAAGAGGCCAGGGCCGUCUUCGAGAAGAUAGAGUCUCCAAACAUUUUCUCCUGGAGCAUCAUCAUCGGUGCCUGCGUCGACAACGGCCUCGCCAGGAGAGCUCUCGAGCUCUACCACUGGAUGGAUCAUGAAGGCGUCAGGCUCGACAUGGUGGUGCUCAUCAAUCCCGUCAGCGCUUGCUCGAGCCUGGGCUCCCUAGAUCAUGGAAGAGCUCUCGAAGCUCGAAUCACUUCCAUGGGAUUCCACCUCCAUCCCGUGGUCUGGAACUCGCUGCUCAACAUGUACUGCAAGGCCGGGAGCAUCGACAACGCGAGGAAGUUCUUCCAGGACAUGGCUGGCGACCAGAGUGUUGUCUCGUGGACGGCAAUGAUCUCUGGCUUUGCUCUCCACGGCUGUGAGGACCUCGCACUGGAUUUCUUCCGGAAGAUGGUGGCAGAGGGGGUGAGGCCGAACGAAGUGACUUUCAGAUCUGGUGGUCUGGAACGCAAUGAUCACAGUGUGCUCGCAGCAAGGACUGGAGGAACAGGCUCUGAGAUGAUGGACUUGGAGGGGCAUACUCCCGACGAGGUCACUCUCGUCACAGCCCUCGAGGCCUGCUCCAACUUAAACUUGCUCGCUGCCGGGAAGAAACUCCAUGAGCUCAUUCUCGACGCCGGUCUCGACUCCUCGAUCGUGAGGAACUCGCUGCUCAACAUGUAUGGGAAGUGCGGUGGCCUGGACGAAGCGAGGAGAGUGUUUGAGCGCUGCGGUGACUGCCGGAACUUGAUCACCUGGAGCACGAUGAUCGCGGCUUACAGCUUGAAUGGAGACGGCAGGCAGGCACUCUCGCUGUACAAGAAGAUGGAUCUCGAGGGACUGGAGCCGGACGAGUACACUUUCACGAGCCUCCUGGACGCGUGCUCCAUAGCCGGCGACACUCUCACCGAGGGACGAGCUCUCCACAGGCGCCUCGAGGCCAAGGGACUGGAGAAGAAGAUGGUGCUCGCGACUGCUCUCAUCAACAUGUAUGGACGAUACGGCCAGCUCGAGGACGCGCUGAGAGUCUUUGAGAAGAUGAACCACUGGAACUUGGUGGCCUGGACGGCUCUCAUAGCGGCCUUUGCUCAGCACGGCAACGUCCACGCGAUCGAUCUCUCGUGGAGAAUGCAUCUCGAGGGCGUCCAAGCUGACAACAUCGUCUUCCUCAGCGUGCUCCACGCUUGCAGCCACGCCGUGGUCCUUGAGGCCGGACUGAGCUGCUUCCAGGAAAUGGUGGCCGACUUUGGAGUGAGAGGUGGCGCUGCUCACUACAGCUGCAUGGUGGAUCUCCUGGCCCGCUGUGGACGAGUUGCCGAGGCCGAGGAGUUGCUCCACAGCAUGCCUUUCGAGCCGGCUCACAUGGAGAUGAAGACGCUGCUAGCUGCGUGCCGGGUGAGCGGAGAUACUCCCCGGGGAGCUCGGGUGGCGCGUCUCGCAUCGGGUCUGAUACCGCAUGACGCCGCUCCCUACGUGCUCAUGUCUCACGCUUACGCCGCCGUGGAGAAGUGGGACGAGGUGGCGGAAGUCCAAGAGAGAAUGGCGAAGCUUGGCGUGAAGAAGCCGAGGGGCUGGAGCUGCGUGGAGGUGAAGAACAGGGUCCAUCAGUUCUUUGCUGGGAACUUCUCGUGGCAUUCGGAGGCUGCCGAGAUCGAGGUGGAGCUGCGGCGGUUGCAAGCGGUCGUGAAGGAGGGCGGCUACAUUCCAGAUACUGGACAGAUCGGGCACCGUCUUGAGGAGGAUGGCAAGGAGGAUCUGCUGGCUCUCCACAGCGAACGUGUGGCUAUCGCGUUUGGACUGCUGCGAGUUCCGGCGGGGCUUCCCAUUCACGUCGUGAAGAACCUCCGGGUGUGCUCCGACUGCCAUGCAGUGGCCAAGAUCAUUUCCAGGAGUGUGGGAAGGAGGAUCGUGGUGAGAGAUGCGUACCGGUUCCACCGCUUUGAGAAUGGCACUUGCUCCUGUGGAGACUACUGGUGA
Selaginella moellendorffii is the source of this 2415-nucleotide messenger RNA. RefSeq names its product pentatricopeptide repeat-containing protein At4g21065. Gene Ontology annotation, molecular function: zinc ion binding; protein binding; RNA binding. The coding region runs from base 1 to 2415 and encodes 804 amino acids. Gene Ontology annotation, biological process: RNA modification. NCBI's taxonomy places the organism in Eukaryota, Viridiplantae, Streptophyta, Lycopodiopsida, Selaginellales, Selaginellaceae. The record is from RefSeq and is a predicted model, not a curated record. The transcript is spliced from 3 exons.